Parnassius apollo (apollo) is the source of this 1506-nucleotide messenger RNA. The record is from the annotation of a GenBank genome assembly. Lineage: Eukaryota; Metazoa; Arthropoda; Insecta; Lepidoptera; Papilionidae.
AUGCAUUGCUUUUUUGCUGAGCUGGAGCCGUCUAUCUCCGUCACGGAACAAAACCUGGCAGACCGAGUUCGGUACAUCAUGCGCUCGAAAAUAUUUGAUGAUGCCGAACUCGAACGACUACGACGUGAGGCUAUUCCGUCGUCGAAUGAAUCAGCUAUGGCUGGAGAUGCAGCUCCACAUUCGACAGACCAGCAUCCACACGUGGAAGCCGCCAUGGAUCUUCCAGUUGUGGUUGAUUCGAACGACGAUGAAAUAGUCUCCCACGAACUAGAACAAAUGAGGAGUAUAUUGGAAGAGGCGAUUUUGGAAACGCGCAGCACCCCUCUCGAAAAUCGACCGCGACUUCCCCGCAUACCCCUAAGCAAGCGAAAUCGGGCUGUCGUGAGGGCUCUUAACCCAAUGCUGGUGACCUAUUUGGAAGCCAGCCGGGGCCUUUGCGAGACGGACUCGAUUCUCUUUGGCGCCGCAGUGGCAGUUUGCCGUAUUAUUGGCGCCAAACUUCCCAUGGCUGGACGCGCUACUACACAAAGUAGCGCCAUCCCAGCCUGGAGAAAAAGAAUCGAGGACCGUAUCGCAAAGGCAAGGGCCCUUAUCGGCAGACUGACAAGCUUCAGGUCGGGUAAUAAUAGACCGAGGAUUGUGCGCACCGUUAGGAUGGCGUUUGCUGGGACAAAUAUCAGUUUGUCCCAGCCGGAUAUCGCGCAGAAACUAACGGAGCGCAUAGACGACCUGAAGCAAAAGAUCGCUGCAUGGGGGAAGCGGAUUCGACGAUUUUCCGAGGGGUCAAGGCGGUUCAACCAGAAUCGUCUCUUCCAGAGUGAUCAGAAGAGGCUCUAUAAAUCAUUGGAGCGACCAAAGGUAUGUGGAGCGGGCCCAGGACCGGAUCAGGCUGACACUGUCGCAUUUUGGCGUGGCCUGUGGUCAGAGCCCGUAAACCACAGCGAGGGCCCUUGGAUGGAAGUUGUGGCGAGCCAGGGUGCGAGUGUUACGCCUAUGGACCCCAUCACCAUAACGCCAGAAGACGUGGCUGAGGCGGUCCGUAGGGCCCCGAACUGGAAAAGUCCGGGGCUCGACGGGCUGCAUCAUUACUGGCUGAAGGGGGCAAAAGGGGAAGAAACUGGAUGUUUGGCGUAUCGGGCUCGGAUGCAUCGCUUUUUUGCAGAGCUGGAGCCAUCUCUAUCCGUCACUGAGCAAAACCUGGCAGACCGAGUUAGGUACAUCCUGCGCUCCAACAUAUUUGGUGACGCCGAACUCGAGCGACUACGACGUGAGGCUAUUCCUUCAUCGAAUGGAAAUGCUACGGCUGGGAAUGCGGCGCCACUAGAUGCGCAACAAACUGCAUAUGUGGAUGCUGCCGUCAACAUUCCAUUUGUGGCUAAUUCAGACGAUGAUGGAAUAGUCUCCCACGAACUAGAGAAAAUGAGGAGCAUAUUGGAAGAGUCGAUGCUGGAAACGCGCAGCACGCCUUCUCGAAAAUCGACCGCGACUUCCCCGCAUACCCCUUAG